UGGUGUGAUUGCUGUGAAUGACUAUUUAAUAUUUUGAAAUUCUUUGUGAAACAGGUUUCCUGGCCAAUUAAACGCUUCCGACGCGUGCGUUGUGUUUCAUAUUGUGGCAAACUGCUUGGCUAGUAAAGGUAAGCCCGGAAAAAAUAUUGCGACGGAAGGUAGCUGGCUGUUAGAAGUGCCGGAGAAGUUGACGUGUCCCUAAAGUGAAACCAAAGAUCAUAGAAAGGAGAUUUUCAUAGGCGGGUCAGCCUGGGGUUCUGAUCCCAAAGAGAGCAGUAAUUGGUCCUCAGCUCGCGCAUCAACGCUCCUGCAUCAGUGUACAAACAGCCCGGGCUGCGUGGAUGCUGGGGGUCUGCGGCACCUCCUCUCUGGCAGCAAAGGCAAAUAGGUGUCUGCAAGUAAAUUCAUGUUUAGUCCGUGUCUGUGCUCGCUGUGUCUUAUUGCAUACACGUGGGAAUAAAGUAACUAGUUAAAUUAAAUAAAUACGCUCAAAUAGAUGUCAAGAAGAUAAGAGGAUUCGCGACUAGGCUUAAACUCUUAACCAGCCCUGGAUGAGACUUCGCAGCCCAUUCUAGCCGGGCUGCAAACUGUACUACCCUUAUGUUAACCUUUGGACUGCAGAUUUUUCUAGGAUCAACACCGAUCUGGCAGUGAACAGUGAGAAAACAAACAUUCUUUGUGCCCCUGUUGGAUGUGAAGAACUUUUGUGGUUUAAUGCGGGACGUCUUAGCAUAAAAUCGGACGGACCACCGAUCGGCUCUGGAGCGGGUUUCGAACUUAAGGACGAUGCCAGAAAUGGUGCCUCCUUACAUCCAAUCAUCUCCUUUGAAAGUGGAUAUAUGCAACAUCCAAGUAAAAUAACUGCUUCACCAGAGUUCUAAAGUAAAAAUGAAGAAUUUCCAGUCAGUUUGUUUCAUCCUGGCGCAUUUUUGUCUACAUUUGGUUACAUGUGGCAAAUCCCAUAUAACAACAGCUGAGCUUAUUGAGUGGGAAGAAGCAGACCAUAAAGACAAAUUGACAAGUGCUGUAGCCAGUCCACGCAUUAUAAAUCCACUUCGGCUUUUUGCAAGAGGAUCUCAGGACCUGAAGGGAAACACCCGGGAGAUAACAUAUUUGGAAAAUGUCAAUGAUUUCUGGGACUGGUUAGUCAACCAGACAGAUGUCCUUGAAAGUCAUGUACGAACUAAACGUCGGCCUAUAGUGAAGACUGGGAAGUUUAAGAAAAUGUUUGGAUGGGGAGAUUUUCACUCCAAUAUCAAAACUGUAAAAUUAAAUCUUUUGAUUACUGGCAAAAUUGUCGACCACGGAAAUGGAACCUUCAGCGUUUACUUCCGUCACAACUCUACAGGUCUUGGAAAUGUAUCAGUCAGUCUGGUGCCACCAUCUAAAGUUGUGGAGUUUGAAAUCUCGCAGCAGUCAACACUAGAGACCAAGGACUCCAAGGCUUUCAACUGUCGAAUUGAGUACGAAAAAACAGACAGAGCAAAAAAGACCGCUCUCUGUAGCUUUGAUCCUUCAAAAGUUUGCUACCAAGAGCAAACUCAAAGCCAUGUUUCCUGGUUGUGUUCUAAACCAUUUAAAGUCAUAUGCAUUUACAUCGCCUUCUACAGUGUAGAUUACAAACUUGUUCAGAAGGUCUGUCCUGAUUACAAUUACCAUAGUGACACCCCCUACUUCUCCUCGGGAUGAAAGCAUAUUCAUGCAUGCUCCUUGACCUCUUAGACUGUGCCAGUGAUUUAGAGAAAAAAUGAAAGGGUCCUGAAAUAAUUUCUUUUUGUCCCCUCUUAAUGAUAACCCCAACUGUUUUAAAUGAAAUUGUGUUGAAGAGGUCUAAGAAGGAACAUGAUUAUCCAACAACAUUGUUUGCUCGAAAGUAAAAAUAUUCUAACGUGCUGAAGAAGAAGAGUGUUUUUUUUAUUUCUAGAGCAACUACUGUUAAGUGGCUUUAAAGUCAAAGAAAAAAAUGUAUAUAAUCAUAAAUAAUGAAGUCUGCUUUAAUGUGAAAUGAUCAUGCUUUCCAAAGAAGGAAAAUCAAUGGCAUUUCCUAAACGUUUUUGCUGCCAUUCAGACGUGUCAUGUUUAUCCAAAUCGAAUUUGAAAUCUCAACAGUGUAAUGUUCAUUUUCUUAAUUUUACUUAAAAGCAAUUAUGUUUCUUAUGCUGUUCUUUCUUUUCUAAUAUCAGACUGAGAGUCUUGCAAAUAUAAACCUUUUCCCACAUUUUUUUAUUAUACAUAUUUAUUAUAAUUACUUAUUAUUGGGCGUAUUUGGCCAUUUAUAUUGCACAUACCCACUAAUGAGAAAAUCUGUGUAAAAACAUUCAAUUUGACACACUGGACACACUAACACUACAGAUAAAACACUGGCUGUAACCUUGUAAUACUUUUGGUUUAUAUGCAAAUUAGGUGUAUUAGUUGGCUGUUGGCAGGGUAGACUGGGCACCCUAAGACCCCUUGAUAGAAAGAUACUUUUGAAAAUGUUUAAGCAAAUGAUUACUUCCCAUUAUUAUAUGACUUUUAGAGUCAGUUGUAGUGUACCUGCGAUAGCGCUGCACUAGUGGCGGAUCAAGUCCAAGCAACGCUAAGAUGGUGCUAAGAAGGGAUGAUCCUCAAGUCUAAGGGCUGCCUCAGUGAACGAUGGAACAAGACCAGUCCCAAGUUUAACUAAUCCACAGCUAGUCUUGUUUUGCCAUUGUGUUCAACCUCAAUUUUCUCAGCUAGCUUUAUGGUUGCCCUUUAACAGCGGUGCAAUGGCAGUUAACGACAUGCUGCUACUUAGACCUCUCCGUGUAAAGGGAAAAAGCACAUCUUUAUAUAAUCUUAAUAAAAUAUAAUUACAAUCGGUAAGCUACAUUAGAUUUAAGUCAGUGUUGCUUUUGCUAUUGUAAACGUUAUUCAAUUCAAGGAAAUGAAAAAGCCUUGAAAUCCCUGUGUGGAAACUAAUGAUGGCAGGAGGUUAACAUUAAUAGAAUCGUAUCUCAAAGCAAAUAAAAUAUCUAGUCAGAAGAGGGAUAAUAUUCGGAAAGUUUCAUACAUAUACAAUACGUAUCAUAAAAGAUCUCAGUUUGUUCUCCUCCUCCAAUUUCCAAGAAGUGCACUGCAACUGUUCUUAGUCUUGGUCUUGGUCUGCUGCAGUGGAAUCUCUAACUCUCUGGCACUCUGCAAUGGCGCUAAAUCCGAAAGUUAGUUUUGUUUCUGUGAAUAUGUACUAAGACCAGAUCAGCACGGGAUCAUCCUCAGCUCAUAGCACACUGCAACUGACCCUUAAUGUCCAUUUUAAAAUUCACCAAUGAAACUAUAAGGCUAUAGUAAUUAUGAUAAAAUUACCAUAAUUUGAUCAGUUUCAUUUAUACUCUUAUCUAGAAAGAUGCUUAGCAUAAUCAUCAGAAAUUUUGUCUAGUACAUUUAUUUUUACAUGCAUUUCACAUUAAGGCUAGACAGAUUUGGCUAAAUGCCAUGAUGCUGCUUCUUGUGAUACCCGUUAUAAGUUAUUCUGAAAUAUUGACUAUUGAUUCUUGUGUAUUACUGUAUUAUUUUGUGAAUUAUAUUCUUUUAUUAAACAUGGACCUUUCCCUGUUUUUGUUAUCUAUACAUAAAAACUAUACAUUACACACAUUACAUGGACUUCUCAUUGGCUGUCUGUUUUUAUGCAUAUACUAUAUUCUCUCCUCUCAUGUAAAGCUUUGCAACUUUAAAAGAGGAAAAUAAAUCAAAUGCUCAAGCAUACUUAGAUUGUUAAAGGGGAUUUCUCGAUCAUUUUCAUUACCUGCACAAUCCUUUAUAGGGGUUAUGGGGAACCAGAGCAAAUUCCUGCAACAAAUCGUUAAGGCAGAAACUCAGUGUCAGUGCACACACAAAUACUUCAAGACACAUGCAGAACACAUCAUUUUAGAGAGUGUGAGGAAACACAAACAGAGAUACUGAUGAUGGGCAGGCAAACUCUCAUACAGGAGCCACCAUGGUAGGGAAAUAAGCCUGGUGUCCAUCUGGAGAGAAUGAACAAAGAGUUUGCCAGUGACAUGUUGAGGUGUUUUUAAUCAAGGAAUUCCAGUAUAUGCUUUGAACAAAGGAUGAAAAUUAACUUUUCCAAAUGUCAUUUGUUAAUCAGAUUACACUGUCUUGAAAAUACACAAGCAGUGGGAAUCUGAGGGUGUUUUUAUAUUGUUCACUUAUUUGAGUUUUUGAGUUUUUUGCAAUGAAAACUCACGGUUCUGAGGGUUGAAAUUGAUGCCAACCUUUUAAAUUAUGCAAUUCAUCAACAUGCACAGAACUUCAUUGUUAAAGCAAUUUACACAUUUAGCGCCUAUUUGAAAGUUUAUAAGUAUCAAAUGUUUGAAUCAGACAUUGAAUUGGAUUAAGAAAGUUUGGGAAUUUAUGUUUUUAUUUUUUAUAAAUAAAUAACUGUGUUUUAUUUCUAAUGUGUUACAUAGAUUUUGAAACCAUGCUUUAACAAAGAUGGUUUGCUGUGGUGUUCUUGUAUUUUCUUUAUGGGUUUAUUUUAUUCCCUUGGUCUUUGAGAUCCCUGUUUCAGUAGAAUGGUCUAUGUGUUUACUUGUGUUUCUUGCCCCAUUAAGAUGUUUCUGUAUUUUUGUUGCGAAUCUCUUCUGUUCUUUUAAAAGACAGCUUAUGUAUUCUUACACAAUUGUACAUUUACUUACAAUAAUUAUUUGUUGAAAAUGUAUACAUGUUUUAGCUGGCUAAAAACAUUGCAGAAUUACUGUGUAUGUUAUGUUUAAUGAUAUAAUGUUAUAAGUAAUACUUCAUACAUGAGUUAUUUUAGUAUUUUGUUUAAUGGUAAAUUUGUCUAUUUAAAUCAUGAACUAGCAUUCCCUUAAGUUUACAAAAUAAAUGAUAUGCACAGCAUAUUUGUAUCCCUUGUUUAGUAAAAACUAAAAGAACCCUUGUACAAAUUCUUUUUUUAUAUAUUUAGGUACUCAAUUUCAGUUAGUUACAUUGCAAUUUAAACUAAAAACAUACUUCUUUUAAUAUCCCAUGGUGAUCUAAUGAUCUAUCCAGUGAAUUCAGCAAGUGAACUGGGUGACAUACAGAAAAACAAAAUGAUGUCAACAAAUAUGCAGUUACAGUCCAAUGGAACCAUUCAUAAAUAAAUAACCCCAAAGUUAUUUUUUUUAAAAUGGGUAAUUGUGCGCUGGCAUGAGUCCGCAUGUACCACAAUCUUAAGAACUUUCUUCAAUAACGUGUCUAAUUCUAUUUUUGUUAAAUUUAAUGAGAGAUUCUUUGGGAAUGAUAAUUACUGUUGUCGUUAUGCUGUAUGUUUCCAUUAAUGGUUUUUUUUUUUUAUUUGUUCUUCAUCAAAUCAAAUUCCAUACAAAUUCUGUAAUUAUUUCAAAUAAAAUUAAGUAUACCUGCA
This is a messenger RNA of Polypterus senegalus (gray bichir), 5368 nucleotides long. RefSeq names its product neurexophilin 2a (gene nxph2a). Lineage: Eukaryota; Metazoa; Chordata; Cladistia; Polypteriformes; Polypteridae. The transcript is spliced from 3 exons. The record is from RefSeq and is a predicted model, not a curated record. The coding region runs from base 889 to 1689 and encodes 266 amino acids. Gene Ontology annotation, molecular function: signaling receptor binding.